Dioscorea cayenensis subsp. rotundata (Guinea yam) is the source of this 540-nucleotide messenger RNA. Its product is annotated as crocetin glucosyltransferase, chloroplastic-like. NCBI's taxonomy places the organism in Eukaryota, Viridiplantae, Streptophyta, Magnoliopsida, Dioscoreales, Dioscoreaceae. The record is from RefSeq and is a predicted model, not a curated record. The transcript has a single exon. Bases 1 to 540 code for a protein of 179 amino acids. Gene Ontology annotation, molecular function: UDP-glycosyltransferase activity.
AUGAAGAAGGAGCAAAUGGAGGAGAUGGUGAAAGGGUUGAAGGAGAGCAAGAGGCCAUAUCUAUGGGUUGUGAGAAAGGAUAACAGAGAGAAGGAAUUACUUGAGAUUGAAGGAGAAGAAGGAGAUGAUCAAGAUGGGAAUGGGAUGAUGGUGGAGUGGUGUUCACAAGUGAGAGUUUUGGCACACAAGGCGGUUGGAUGUUUUGUGACUCACUGUGGAUGGAACUCAACUUUGGAGAGCUUGGUGUGUGGCAUGCCGGUGGUGGGCAUGCCACAGUGGCCAGAUCAAGGAAUGAAUGCGAAGUUGGUGGAGAGUUUGUGGGGUUGUGGAGUGAGGAGUGAGUUUGAUGGUGAUUGUGUUGUUAAAGGAGAAGAGCUUGUGCGGUGUUUGGAGUUGGUGAUGGGGGAUGGAGAGAAGGGUGUUAAGAUUAGGACAAAGGCUAAGAUGUGGAAAGACAAGGCUUCGGAGGCUGUGAGUAAAUGUGGAUCAUCUGAUCUUAAUCUCAAAAAAAUUUCUUCUAAAGUUUUUCUGAAUGAUUGA